Messenger RNA from Candida dubliniensis CD36, 1698 nucleotides. RefSeq names its product Gnp3p (gene GNP3). Gene Ontology annotation, biological process: amino acid transmembrane transport. The coding region runs from base 1 to 1698 and encodes 565 amino acids. The record is from RefSeq and is a predicted model, not a curated record. Gene Ontology annotation, cellular component: membrane. Gene Ontology annotation, molecular function: amino acid transmembrane transporter activity. The transcript has a single exon. Lineage: Eukaryota; Fungi; Ascomycota; Pichiomycetes; Serinales; Debaryomycetaceae.
AUGGAGAAAAGUAAUAAUCAAAUAGUCACAAGUGAAAAAGCCCAAGAUAAUUUUUCAUGUUCAGCAGUAACAACAAACUCAAAACAUAGUUCUGGAUUUGUUGAUAGUUUUAUUGAUUCAUUUAGACGAGCUCCUGAAUCAAAUACAUCAGCUGAAAAUAAACGACAAACAAUUUCCAAAAAUGAAUUAAGAUUAAUGGCUAUUUCAACUGGGUUAGGUACUGGUUUGCUCGUGGCCACUGGUGGUAGACUUAGAGCAGCUGGUCCUGCUGGAAUGGUUAUCGCUUAUGCCAUCACUGGUCUUGUUAUGUUGGCACCAACGGUCAACUCAGUAGCUGAGUUGGCGAUUGCCUAUCCUGGGUUACCUGGUGGGUUCCAAUCGUACUACGGGAAGUUCAUUGAUGAAAGUCUUGGAUUUGCUUUGGGGUGGAACUAUGGGUUCCAAUGGAUGUGUAUUUUGGCAUUAGAAUUUGUUACGGUAUCUAUGACAUUCAAGUUUUGGACUACGUCUGUGCACCCUGAUGUAUUUGUUGCGAUUUUUUUCAUUAUUGUUACGUUGGUCAACUUAGGUGGAGCUAAAGUUUAUGCUGUCACUGAAGCCGCAUUGAAUUCCAUUAAAAUUGUGUUUUUAGUUGGAUUUAUUAUUUUUGGGAUUAUUAUUGAUGUUGGCGGUGGCCCAAAUGGAUUCAUUGGUGGGAAGUACUAUCACAGUCCUGGUGCCUUUACUUCCUUCAAAGGUCUAGCUUCGGUAUUUGUGUCUGGGGCAUUCAGUUUAGGUGGAUCUGAGUUUAUCAGUUUGUCAGCAAGUGAGACCAAACACCCUAAAACCGCAAUUAGAGCGGCAUCAAAAUUAGUGUACUUUAGAGUAAUUGUUCUUUUCCUUGGAUCAUUGACGUUAGUUGGAUUAUUGGUGCCUAGUGAUUCUGAUAAGUUAAUGCAUGGCAGUGGAUCCAGUGUGUCUCCUUAUGUUCUUGCUGCCAAGUUGAAUGGAGUGAAAGUGUUACCCCACAUCAUAAACACUGUCAUUUUACUUUCUGUCACGUCGGUUGCAUGUGCUGCUAUGUACAGUUCUCCUAGAUUGAUCCAAUCAUUAGCAGAGCAAGGGUUAGGACCCAAAUGGUUAGACUACAUUGACAAGAAGGGAAGACCCACAAGAGCCUGGUUUGUCACCAUACUAGCAGGUGCCUUUGGAUUUAUUGCUGCUUUCAAAGAACACGAAACUGUGUUUAUGUGGUUGUUGUCGAUAUCUGGUAUUUCAUUUGUUAUGUGCUGGUUGUUUAUUUGUGUUUGUCAUUUGCGUUUCCGUUCUGCUUUAAAGCUUAAUGGAAUCGAUGUUAAGAGUUUGGAGUAUGUUUCUCCUACUGGUGUCUGGGGUUCAUAUGUUUCCAUUAUUAUCAAUAGUCUCAUUCUUGUUGCUCAAUUCUGGAUUUCAUUGUGGCCAUUAGGCGGCGAUGGCAAACCAAAUGCCCUUUCGUUUUUCGAAAACUUUUUGGGUGGACCAGUCUUCCUUAUUUGCUACAUUGGCCACAAGAUUUGGUCUAGAAAUUGGAAAUUAUAUAAAAAAGUAGAAGAUAUUGAUGUCAACAAAGAUAGAGUGGUCAAGGAUGCCGAAAUUUUACAUUUAGAAAACUUGGAAGAUAAAGAAAGAUACGAAAAGGCACCGUUGUGGAAAAAAAUAUUGAUUAUUUGUUUCGAUUAA